Messenger RNA from Rhinolophus ferrumequinum (greater horseshoe bat), 1866 nucleotides. It is a transcript of the gene SERPINA6, whose product is annotated as serpin family A member 6. The transcript has 6 exons. The coding region runs from base 204 to 1418 and encodes 404 amino acids. Gene Ontology annotation, molecular function: serine-type endopeptidase inhibitor activity. The record is from RefSeq and is a predicted model, not a curated record. Gene Ontology annotation, biological process: negative regulation of endopeptidase activity. NCBI's taxonomy places the organism in Eukaryota, Metazoa, Chordata, Mammalia, Chiroptera, Rhinolophidae.
UUAGCAGCAGCUGCUCCGCUGGCUUACUGUACACACACAAGGAUCCAGGACAGCAGGACCCAGUCACCAGGUGCAGCCUGAGCUAUCUGCAGACCAGCGUGCAAGGAAAAGGGCCUCGGGGCUGUUCCCACCAGUGGUGCCCACACUAAAUGCACCGCAUUCUCCUGGGGACACUGGUUUCACUGUCCCAGCCAUCCUGAGCAAUGCUGCUUGCCCUGUACACCUGUCUCCUCUGGCUGUCCACCGGUGGCCUCUGGACUGUCCAGGCUCAAGACACCGAUGCUGACAUGAGCACAAGGAGCCAUCACCGGAACUUGGCUCCAAACAAUGUUGACUUUGCCUUUGGCCUUUAUAAGCACCUAGUGGCCUCAACUCCUGACAAAAACGUCUUCAUUUCCCCCGUCAGCAUUUCCAUGGCGUUGGCUAUGCUUUCCCUGGGUGCCUGCAAUGACACACGGGCCCAGAUUCUCCAGGGCUUGGGCUUCAACCUCACUGAGAAGUCCGAGGCCGAGAUCCACCAGGGAUUCUGGUCCCUCCACCGCCUUCUUAGGGAGUCAGACACCAGCUUGGAAAUGACCAUGGGCAACGCCUUGUUCCUCAACCAGAGCCUGGAGCUUCAAGAGUCGUUCUCAGCAAACACCAAGCGUUACUAUGAGUUGGAUGCCUUGACUACAGAUUUCCAGGACUGGGCCAGAGCCGGCAGACAAAUCAAUGACUAUAUCAAGAAUAAGACCCACGGGAAGAUGGUUGACUUGUUCUCGGAGCUGGAUAGCCCAGCCAUACUUAUCCUGGUCAACUACAUCUUCUUCAAAGGCACAUGGGCACACCCCUUCAUAUGGGAAAGUACCAGGGAGGAGAACUUCUACGUGAACAAGACAACCCUCGUGAAGGUGCCCAUGAUGUUCCAGUCACGUGAGAUCAAGUACCUCAACGACCAGGAACUCCCCUGCCAGCUGGUGCAGCUGGACUACAUGGGCAAUGGGACCGUCUUCUUCGUCCUUCCGGAGGAGGGGAAGGUGGACAUGGUCAUCACUGCCCUGAGCCGGGACACCAUAAAGAGGUGGUCCAGUUCCCUGAUCAGUGGCCAUGUGGACCUGUACAUCCCGAAGGUCUCCAUCUCCGAAGCCUAUGACAUUGGGAGCCUCCUGGAGGACAUGGGCCUUGCAGACUUGCUCUACAACCAGGCGGAUUUCUCAGGCAUCACCCACGAGGCCCAGCUGAAGGUGUCAAAGGUGGUCCAUGAGGCCAUGCUGCAGCUCGAUGAGAAGGGAGUGAUGGCAGCCGCCCCCACUGCAGUCCCCCGAAACGUGACGUCCGAGCCUCUCACCAUCCAGUUCAACCGGCCCUUCAUCGUCAUGAUCUUCGACAACUUCACGUGGAGCAGCCUUUUCCUGGUCAAGGUUGUGAAUCCGACAUAAGGAGCCGCCCUCCCAGGAGCCAUCGCGCCAUCUGACUUGGGGCACCAGAAAUGAUCUGGGGAGUGGGAGUGUUCCCCCACUCUUCUCCAGGUUCUCCUCUGUAAUAAAUAACUGUCAUUGUGACAUCGAGGGGGAAAGGUGGGACAACUGACAAAAUUUGAAUAAUAUCCAUAUGAUAGAGUACCCAUGUAAUUUUCUGGUUUUGAUCAUUGUACCAUAGUCAUGUAAUAUGUGGACACUGGGUGAAGGGUAUAUGGGAACACUAGUAUUUUUGGAAAUUUUUGUAUGUUUGGAAUUAUUUCUAAAUAAAAACUUACAGAAAAGAAAUCAUGUAAGUCAAAAGCACAACAGAACGACAUUUUUAAAGUGCUAGGGAGGAAAUGUCAUAAUAAUAUCUUUCAAAAAGCAAAAAGAAAUCUUAAAAAAAUUAAGGCAAAAUAAAGAUAGU